This is a messenger RNA of Musa acuminata subsp. malaccensis (wild Malaysian banana), 1290 nucleotides long. RefSeq lists its product as uncharacterized. Lineage: Eukaryota; Viridiplantae; Streptophyta; Magnoliopsida; Zingiberales; Musaceae. The record is from RefSeq and is a predicted model, not a curated record.
UUAGCGUUCUUAGACGCAACUCCAAUGCAUCCAAAUCUCCAGUCUGUUGCCAACCCUUUUGUCUCUCUCUCUCGUCUUCGAUGAAACCACGCUUCUUCUUCCUUCUCUUGAAAUCAAUUCCUCCUUCCUCCGGCAUCAAAACCCCUUUCCUUUGAAGCCCAAACUCUCAUCUACUCCUUGUUCUCCGAUUUCUCUACAAGAAUUCCAGUCUUUAGCCGUCGCCAAAUCCCACCUGUCGGCAAUGCCGGUCCUCAAAAUUCGAUCUUGUCUCUUCCUCCUCCUGAUCUCCGCGCUCGCCCUCGAGGCUUCGGUUUCCGAGACUCCCUCCGCCUACGAGAUGCUGGAGAAGUUCGAUUUCCCCAAGGGAAUCCUCCCCGAGGGCGUGAAGAGCUACAUAUUGAACGGGGAUGGGGGCUUCGAGGUGUACCUCAGCGGGAAUUGCGAGUUCAAGGUGGAGGGAGGGUACAUACUCAAGUACGACCGGAAGAUCACCGGGAAGGUAAAGUCGGGAUCGCUGACGGACUUGAAGGGGGUGAGCGUCAAGGUCUUGUUCGCCUGGUUCGGCAUCAACGAGGUGGUGAGGAACGACUACGAUAUCAGCUUCUACGUCGGUCCCCUCUCCGCCUCCUUCCCCGUCUCCAACUUCGAUGAGUGCCCGCGAUGCAGCUGCGGCUUCGACUGCGCCACCGCCCUGCCCAUGGUGUCGUAAGCCUGCGGCUUCUUCUUGGGUAGUUAUCUUCUCCUCUUCCUUCUUAUGGAUGUUAGUUCAAGAUCUUUUGGGGUGAGUGUGUUGAAGGGAAUAAGUUUCUGUAAGAUUAUGAAUUAGACCAAAAUCUUUUUGAUCCCAAAAUUCAUUGGCAUCAAUAAGUAUUUAGUGUUGCAAACUUUUGCGAUUCCUCAAUAACAAACCCUAAUUUCUCAACAGUUUAGAUCUAAUAAGUUUGCUCUCCUUUGACUCAUCUUGAUAACUUCGCUUCUAUUUCAUAUUCCUAAUUGGGUCAGUGAGAACAAAUCUCCAUCAACAUUCUUUUACUGUUCUUCGGGGAAAGGGUUGUGCUUUAAUUUGCUGCUUAUGUCAUUGAUGGUGGGUGGUCAGCAAAAGCUUUUCUGAAUGAUUUUAAUCUUUGUGAAUUGGUUCUAUUAUUUCCAUCUUGUUAAGCAGUUGAUGUCCAAGGCUUUGUGGCAACAGCAUUUUCUUGGGUUGGGUACUUGUGAUGUGUUUUGAUGACUCUUAACUCUACUUCUGAUAGUUCUUAUAAAUGUUGAAGUGCAUAGAUUAUUGAAGAUGCA